CCUCGUCUACAGCUCUUGAGGACCUGGACCAAGACUUAGGAGGGACACUGAGCUGACUGAUUGAGCACCGGGGACUUCCACGCCGCGCGUAAUGACGCUUUACAUCGCUUCCUCGGGGUUUUUAGAGGAUGAUGCGCGCAAGCAUUCGAAGUGAAUUCUGAACCAGCUCUCCAUCCCUCGAGGCACCAUGGCGAACCAGAACCUGACUUCAUCCUGCUCACCUUUCACAAGCGACCACUGCAAAAAAGUUUUCGUGCGUUUUCAAAGAACUCUUUAGUUUUCUAACGACUCUCUCUUAACAUAUCCCGUGUUUUUUAUUGACGUCCCCUGCGCACAUUUGAGAUCGGCUUUUUCCGCUAUCCGCUCCCAGACAUGCAGAGCCGUAGUGCGCCGGGGAGCUGGGCCGGUCGGUCCGCGGCGCGCUCCUGCUUGCUGCUGCUCUUGAUCCACACGAGCGCACAAGUGGGGGAGAGGAGCCCAAACGGCGGUCGGGCGCAAAGUCGGCGAGCGCAGCACCAGCAGCAGCUGCUGGCGCACAGGGAGCGGGUGGAUGGAGCAGAGAGCUUCCCGUUGGACUUCACGGCCGUGGAGGGCAACAUGGACAACUUCAUGGUACAGAUAAAGAACUUGGCGCAGUCGCUGUACCCGUGCUCUGCGCAGAAGCUGGAUCAAGACAUGAAGUUGCACUUUUUGAAGAACGCAACCGUGACUUGCAACGACGGGUCAUCAGCGGGGUACUACAUCAAGGAGUCUAAAGGCAGCAAGAGGUGGCUGCUGUUCUUAGAAGGUGGAUGGUACUGUUUUAACAGGCAGUCCUGUGACAGCAGGUAUGAGACAGUGAGAAGACUGAUGAGCUCCACCAAGUGGCCGCAAACCAGAACGGGAACAGGAAUCCUGUCUCCUCAGCCGGAGGAAAACCCUCACUGGUGGAACGCCAACGUGGUCUUCAUCCCGUACUGCUCCAGUGACGUGUGGAGCGGAAACACACCGAAGACCAAUCACAGUGACUAUGCGUUCAUGGGGUCUCUGAUCAUUCAGGAGGUGGUGAAUGAGCUGCUGACAAAAGGUCUGGACAACGCUAAGGUCCUGCUUCUGACAGGAAGCAGUGCGGGCGGUACAGGUGUCCUGCUGAACGUGGACCGCGUUGCGGAGCAGCUGGAGUCGCACCGCGGGCUGCAGGUCAGGGGCCUGGUUGACUCCGGGUGGUUCCUAGACAACAAACAGUACAAGUUCACGGACUGCAUGGACACCAUCAGCUGUGACCCCACUGAGGCCAUCAAGAGAGGCAUCAGGUACUGGGGCGGUUUGGUGCCAGAGAGCUGCAGACAGGUCCACGUGGGAGAAGAGUGGAACUGUUUCUUUGGAUAUAAAGUCUUCCCCACGUUAAAAAGCCCGGUGUUUGUGGUGCAGUGGCUGUUUGACGAGGCCCAGCUGACGGCUGACAACGUCCACCUGACCGGGCAGCCGGUCAACGAGGGCCAGUGGAGAUACAUACAGAACCUGGGACAGGAGCUGAGGAGCACGCUGCGCCAAGUGCCGGCGGUGUUUUCUCCGGCCUGUCUGUCGCAUGAACUCAUUACUAGAACCUACUGGACGGACAUUCAGGUUAAAGGCACCUCUCUGCCCAGAGCCCUCCACUGCUGGGACCGAAGCCUCCAAGGCAACAACCACGUCAACGGCAGCAAACGAGCCCACGGGACGCCCCCGGCCAGAGGUUGCCCACUGCAUUUGAUGGACAGCUGCCCGUGGCCUCACUGCAAUCCCUCCUGCCCGACCAUUCGUGACCAGCUGACGGGACAGGAGAUGAGCGUCAUCCAGUUCCUGAAGCACAUGGGCUUCGACGUGCAGAAGAUGGCCCAGCAGCAGGGGAUGGACCCCAGGGAGCUGCUGGGCAUGCUCAGUAACGGGAGCUGAGGGGCUUUUUUUCGUCGGUGCAGAAAGGUGAGGGCUUCUUGCUGGCGUGAGAUGCUGAACGUAGAUGGAGGACAGCAGGAGCAUGAACGUUGUACUCUAGAGAGAAAACUGCCAAUACUUCCAAUCUUGUCUUCUAUCAACAGCAAACAAGACUCAAAACAGCACAAGUGCCCGAUGAGUUCGGUGUUGUUAAGCUGUUGAAACUCAACAUAUGGGCUCACUUGUUUUAACACACAGAUAUGUUCUGAAGACAUGCAAUUAAUGUGAGAUGUACACAAAGACAAAGGGGGUUACGAUGUUUGUAGUACACCCACUUUGUUGAUAAGAGUUGAUAAAUCCCCACCAGAGAGAUACACCUGCUGCUGUUACCACCAGCAUUCAAAUAUGCUGCUUUUCUCAUUUUGAAAAAAUAUUAUUUAACGGGGUAAUAUUAAGCUGUUGUAAUACUAAUAAAAGGUAUAAAUAUUAAGAUUAUUACAUUGAUCUUCAGGGUACUUGAAAGUGAAGAAAUAUAUAUUUUUCUACUGAGAAUAUCUAGUCUACUGUAUCUUCCGAUCGGAUCCAUUUAUCUACUGUAACAGUAUCGCCAUACAUUUUACUUUUGUAUUUGCAUGUUUACUUGAUAUAUUGUAAGUAACCAUAUGUACUAUUAAUGCCAAUAGUAUAAAUUAUAUCCAUAUCAUUUUGACUGUUUUUGUUCUUGUGCUGUAGUGGUGCUCACACUUAACAUAAGUAAUACAAAUACACACUGAGAUGAUAAAACAUUAUUUAAUCACUACAGUAUGACAAUACAGUUGCCUCUAAACAGAAAAACUCAUUUUCAGUUUUAUUCUACUCUGAUCCACAACAUUCAAACUUAACCUCAUAUAAAACAUGCAUACUAAUAAAAGAAUUUAGAAAAUGUAAAGCAUUUAGAAACCUUGCAGACAGAAAGGUUUAUACACAAGAAAUGAUAAAAAUGUUUUGUUCACAGUUGAUACGAAAGUGCUUUUACGAGAGACGACUGAAAUCUAUGUGAACUGAUUGACAUCAGUAAUUCUGUAACAGGCAUUUCAUCUAUAAACAGCACCGUAUAAAGCACA
Messenger RNA from Gasterosteus aculeatus aculeatus (three-spined stickleback), 2996 nucleotides. RefSeq names its product notum, palmitoleoyl-protein carboxylesterase b (gene notum1b). NCBI's taxonomy places the organism in Eukaryota, Metazoa, Chordata, Actinopteri, Perciformes, Gasterosteidae. The record is from RefSeq and is a predicted model, not a curated record. Gene Ontology annotation, biological process: negative regulation of canonical Wnt signaling pathway; protein depalmitoleylation. Gene Ontology annotation, molecular function: palmitoleyl hydrolase activity.